This is a messenger RNA of Linum tenue, 1622 nucleotides long. The record is from the annotation of a GenBank genome assembly. Lineage: Eukaryota; Viridiplantae; Streptophyta; Magnoliopsida; Malpighiales; Linaceae.
AGUUAACUAUUUAUUGUUGUUCGGCAACCGAUAUACUUGCUCUUGCUUGCCUUGCUCCGCUCCGCCCGCCUCUGUGUUCGACUUUUCCAAUUCGACUGCUCGUAAUCGACAACCGCCAUGGCAAUCGCCGGGCGUCUCACCGCCGACGAACUCAGCUUCUUCAAUUCUGAAGGGUACCUCGUGGUUGAAUCUUUCGCGAGCUCUGAAGAAAUUGAUGAACUGAGGAAGAGAAUGGACCAGUUGCUCGGGGAGUUCGAUUGCUCCUCUGCAUCUGUUUUCUCUACCAAAAAUCAGCAAAAGGUAACGGAUGAUUAUUUCUACGAGAGCGCUGAGAAGAUUUCUUUCUUCUUCGAAGAGAAAGCAUUUGACGACGAAGGGAACUUAAAGCAGGCGAAGGAAUUGUCCAUAAAUAAAGUUGGCCACGCCUUGCAUGAGCUUGACCCUGUAUUCAAAAAGUUCUCUUGCUCUCCGAGAAUUUCAAGUUUGCUACUGUCCUUGGGCUACAAGAGCCCAGCCAUUGUUCAAUCGAUGUAUAUUUUUAAGGUACACAGCUAAUCUGAAAAGUCUUCACUCUUGGUCUGUACAAAGCCUAGGCCUCAACCACUUAAUCAUAGGGAACCAUGACUCUUAUAUCCCUGGAUGGCUGCUCUUUGUUUGUUUUGGAUUCUAAUCUCUAUCCGGUGUGAUUUGGUCAAAUGUCAAUGGAGGUUUCAAGGUGAUUGAUCAAAUAAAUAAAAGGAAUUUAAUUUAUGCUACACCUGAGUUCCUGAGCUCGUUUUCCCUUUGGAUUUUUAAAAGAGCAUAUUAGGGUCCUUUAUGUCUCCAGGACAUGCUUUGAUGUGUUUGGUAAACGGUAAUCUGUACUUCUCUAUUUCCCAGCAACCAGGUAUCGGGGGUGAAGUAGUACCUCACCAGGAUAACUCUUUCCUACACACCGAACCAACCACUUGCACUGGCCUGUGGGUGGCACUAGAAGAUGCAACAGCUGUCAAUGGUUGCCUGUGGGCCAUUCCUAGAUCUCAUAGAAAUGGGCUGGUCAGAAGAUUCCUUAGAGGGGAGCAAGGGGUGUACUUCGAUCAGCCAUCGCCUUCGUAUGAGCAGUCGGAUUUUGUGCCUAUUGAAGUGAAAGCUGGGUCUUUGGUCUUAAUUCAUGGUGAUCUCAUACAUCAAAGUUUCGAGAAUCAGUCUCCAAAGUCAAGGCAUGCAUACAGUGUCCAUGCUGUGGACACUGUUGGCUGCAAAUGGUCACUUGACAAUUGGAUGCGAAGAAAAGUGGAUCCAGAGCCACUCUUUUCAUGUUGAUCACCAUAUCUUAAAGCUUCAUUCAACAUCAUGCUUCUGGUUUGCAACCCUUUCAAAUUUCUCUACGUAAUCAAGCGCGUGUACAGUGAAUCCAAUAAAUGGUGUUUCCCUUGCUUGGUUUUAAAUGUUGAAGAGGAAAACAAUCGAUUGUUCUCGAUGGAAAUACAAACGACACAAACAAUGCACUUUCCUGUAGCUCAUAUAAUAACGGCAAUGAAUAAUGUUACGAGGCAAGAAGGCCCCAUUCUGCUGCCGGCACACAAUGCCUCCAAGGUCUUGGAAUGAGGCUGAUAUCGGUUUCUAUAAUUAUUAUUAGGGUG